Anneissia japonica is the source of this 2906-nucleotide messenger RNA. Its product is annotated as rho-related BTB domain-containing protein 2-like. Gene Ontology annotation, biological process: small GTPase-mediated signal transduction. The record is from RefSeq and is a predicted model, not a curated record. The transcript has 9 exons. Gene Ontology annotation, molecular function: GTPase activity; protein binding; GTP binding. Lineage: Eukaryota; Metazoa; Echinodermata; Crinoidea; Comatulida; Comatulidae. Bases 99 to 2255 code for a protein of 718 amino acids.
GUGUUUGCAUAGGUUACCGUUCAGUAUUCGCGAAAAGGUUGAAAAAGUUACUGUGAAGAGGGUAUGCAUCUGAUUUGUUAUCACAAAGCAAUUGCACCAUGGACCAUGAGCUUCCUAAUCAAGAACUGAUCAAAUGUGUUGUUGUUGGCGAUAGUUCCGUGGGCAAGACGAGGCUGAUUGUCGCCCGGGCAACUGGACAGGUUAUGUCACGUAACCUACUGACGCAGACGCAUGUGCCAUCUGUGUGGGCUAUUGAUCAGUAUCAUCGCUGUCAGCAGGUUUUGGAAAACUCAUGGGAGACGAUUGAUGGCGUGAGAGUGAGUCUCAGGUUAUGGGAUACCUUUGGUGACCAUGAGAAGGACCGUAGAUUUGCAUAUAAUGGUGCUGAUGUUAUUGUUCUGUGCUUUUCUAUUGCUGACCCGAUUUCUCUGGCAAAUGUUAAACGUGUUUGGGCAGUGGAGAUUAAUAGAGUGUGCCCUCGUACUCCUGUCAUUCUCUGUGGAACAAAGAAUGAUUUACGCAGCUCCGAUAUACAACUUUUGAUGAAAGACCGUAGCAAAUUCAGUCACCAUUGUUCACGACAUCGACUCUUUGACCCCAAGAACGUCUUAAUGCCUAGCUACGGUAGGCAAACUGCUAAGGACAUAGGAGCCUACUACUAUGAAACCAGUUCAUAUACACAGUACGGCAUCACUGAAGUGUUCAACAGUGCCAUUCGUGCAGCUUUGAUUCAUCGCAGACACCACCGCUUCCUACACUCAAACCUACGCAAAGUGCAAUGCCCUUUGCUUCAAGCUCCUUACCUACCAGAUAAGCCAAGGGAACCUCAUGUUCAUAUCCCAGAUUCAACAUUUGUUCAGGAAAUCGGUAACCUUUUGAAUGAUACCUCUUGUGCAGAUGUGGUAUUUUUGGUCCAGGAUCAAUUUAUAGUUGCACAUAAGAUUGUAUUGAUAGCUGCAUCAGACACGUUUCAGCAGCUAUUUAUGAUGGAUCUAUCGGAACAACUUGACAGCAAGCCAUCAUCCUCCACAACCAUCUUGCCUGCCCUUCAAGAGGCAUCCCUGCCUCCUCCUCCUCCUGAUAGCUUACAGUACAUUAAUGCUAAAAACAAGCCAACAACUCAGGUACUACUGUCUUCGUUGGAUAGUAAAACUGCUACCAUGGACAAUACUUGUCUAACAGAUUCAGUGUUAAGUAGCUCAUUGACAAAUUCAGAUAAAUUGUUUUCUGAUCCUGAAACAAGAACUAAAUCUUUCUCACUUCUGAACACCAUUCAGAAUCCACUUGGUAAAACCCUCGAUCAUGAAGCCUUCCAUUCCAUACUUCUGCGACAGACUAAGGACCCCAUUACUGGCAAGCUGCUUCUUCAACAUUAUGUUGUCCUCAAACCUGAAAUCACACCUGAUGCAUUCAGGAUUGUCCUGGAGUUCCUCUAUAAGGGAUCGUUGUCCAGUGAGGUCAGUCUGACUGAUGUGUCGACAGCAUCAAAGCUUCUAGGAAUAGGUGAUCUUACCCGCCUUGUGGUAAAUAUAAUGAAUGAUCUUCAUUACCUUAACCAGCCUAUCAGCGAUGCGUUCAUUGCUCAAAGAACAACCAAGCUAUGCGAUGUUUUUUUCAUGAAAGGUAUGUUGUCAGAUAUGCUGAUAAAAGUUGAUGAUGGUGUAGUGGUCACUCAUAAGAGCAUCUUGAUGGCCCGUUGUGAUCCAAUGUUAGCAAUGCUCGGAGGUCAUUUUAGAGAGAGUUCAAGUAGUGAGGUUGCAAUUGAAGGGUUUGGAAAAGAGACAUUCUCUGCAUUGUUGGAAUAUCUAUACACUGACAGCUGUAGCCCUCUGUGCUACCAGGAGGCUAUGAAUGUGAUUGAGCUGGCCAAUUUCUUAUGCCUUCCAAGACUGGUGGUGAUCAUGGAAGAUAUGGUGAUCAAGGUUUUGAAGGAAACCUUUGAGAAAAGUAAGAAUGACAAACAGAUGCAAAAAGAAAUUGCUCGUGUGACUUUAGAAACUAUCAAUCGGGCCAAGCUGCAUAAUGCACAUCAAUUACGCUUAUGGUGUUGUCAUCAGACAUCAAUGAACUUUGAACUUGUUCAGAAGAUGAAGUUGAUUUGUGAAGUGAACAGUGAAGAUCGUGGGUGCCUUGAACACAACAGAUGGCCUCCUGUUUAUUAUAUCACUGAGAAAGAUUACUACGAUAAGUGUCUCAAAGAAAGCACAUGUGCACCAGAUCCACGCAGCAAAAAACACAAAGGGUGUUUGAAGUAGGGUGUGAUGGUGUAAGGAUGAAUGUAGUUAGGGAAAUACAGUACAAUAAAGACAUGAAUAGAAUUUAAUUAAUCAUGAUUACAUACUUGCCAUUAUAAUUAUUAAAAUUAUAUCAGCUCUUGUUGGUUAGGCUUGGAACCAUUUCAACCCAAAUCUUGAUUAGGCAAUGUAAUAUAAAUGUACAAUACUUGUCAGUUGUGGCUCCAAACAAUUGCCAACAAUAGCAAGUCUGACCGGGGGGUGCAGACCAAGGGACCGACUAAAACUUUGGUCUGUGUCCUGAAUAAAAUCCCUUGAACGGUUAAUGGGAAGAGUUUUUAUAGCUUGUAUGGCCCAAAACUUUGCUUUUAGACCAUAGGAGAUUGGUAAACAAAAUAAAGUAUUUGGAUAGGCAAAUUAAUAUAUUUGGUCCGACUACGUGGGGUUCAGGUCUGUCCAACAGGGGGAAACUUACCCCUGCUCGUGCCGCCACUGAUACUUGUAACUUUUGCAAAUAUUUGCCUUUGUCUAAAUCCUUAGGCCCAAAAAAGGUAAAUAAAAUUGUUUGCCCUCCUCCACCCGCCCCUAACUCACUGUAAAAAAUAGGGGCGGAAAAAUUAAAAAAAAGUUUAUAUUUUAGCUUUUUUCUUUACAAAUUAAAAAAAAAAUCUG